Purpureocillium takamizusanense is the source of this 1458-nucleotide messenger RNA. RefSeq lists its product as uncharacterized. The transcript is spliced from 4 exons. Lineage: Eukaryota; Fungi; Ascomycota; Sordariomycetes; Hypocreales; Ophiocordycipitaceae. Gene Ontology annotation, biological process: negative regulation of rDNA heterochromatin formation; negative regulation of silent mating-type cassette heterochromatin formation. Bases 1 to 1458 code for a protein of 485 amino acids. Gene Ontology annotation, cellular component: Rpd3L complex; cytosol. The record is from RefSeq and is a predicted model, not a curated record.
AUGGCCUCCCAGCAGAUUCUGUUCGCCGAGACGAUAGCCGGCAUGAAGAAGGCCUUCAAGAGGAAGGCUUAUGAAUCCGACUCCGACUCCGAGAUCGAGAACCACGGCAAUCGCGGCAACAAGCUCAAGAAGCGAGCACGAUUUGCACGUCAGGGACAGCUGGCGCCGACCGACGGACCGAGUUUCUACAGAGAGGCAAUCGACUAUGCUGGUGUCAGGAGGACCAUAAUUCAUCGAAACGCUCCACUAGUUGACGAUGAGGGGUACGAGGUCAAUAGCGAGGACGACGAUGAGCAGGUAGAAGAGGCCGAGGCGACGGCUGCGGAGCUCAAUCCGUACGCCAACGUGCGGUUGGAACAUAUUCUGGCGCCCCUGACUGCCUCGAUUGACCUACCUACCCACUCGACACUUUCGAAGCCUUUCGUCUCGCAGACCCUCACAGACUUGGUUCAACAGAGCAGCGCUAUGACGCAAAAGGAAAACAAAUCCCUGUGGAGGGUCAGAUAUAUGUGGACGGCGCUCUGCGGCGACGGCAACUGGAUGCCUUGCGAAAAGAUGAUCGGUCCGAACGACCUGAACCUAUACUCGGACGAUGUCGUCGCUCGCCAUCUGCUCUCCUUGAGAAGAGCCAAUGGCGCGAGAUCACCACAUCUCGGUACGCCAAAUGGCCAUAGACCGGAUGGCCAGGCUACUGGCGACAAUGGUUUGGGCUCUGUCGAUCUAAAGUCAACAAUAGAGACGUCGCAAGAUGCCGACCUAUCCAUGACAGACGUCCCCUCUGAAGACAAGGCUGUCAAUGAGUCGAAGCCAGAGGGCUCCGAUGAUAAGCAACAGAGCGGAAAGGAUGGACCUCCCGACGCUCGGAAGGAGGUGGAAGCUCGAAAUGGAACUUCGGAGAAGCGCAAUGGGGCGGACAAUGGCGAGAAGAUACCCAGUGACAGCAAGAAGUCAAAGAAGACCGAGCACGACACACAAGCCGCAGAGGGCUCUGGCGAUGUGGCAAUGGGCGAUGCCAAUGCCGCGUCGGGCGAGCGACUGAAUGUUGGUAAUGUGGGCAACGGAGUAUUGGCAGCCUUGGAUGAUUCAGUGCUGCCGUUCAUACAUCCCAUGUUCCAGCCGCCGGGCGGGGCCACGCGGGACCGGGACGUCGGUCUACCGGAGAAUGAAGCAGAGGAUAUCAGGAGGCUUCUCGCGCUCUAUGUACAAAAGCAAGAGGAGAUUUGCCGCGGGACUUCGAGGCUCUACCAGGGUCUGCUGAAAGCCGAGCGGCUGCGGAAGGACGUGCUGCACUGGGCCAAGGCCGAGGCGCACUGUGGUCCUAAUCGGGACAUGUCAGACGGAGAGGAUUGGUACGACAAAGAGGAAUGGGGCCUGUCAGAGGACCUCAAAAAGGGCCAGGACGAAGAGGAAGAGGAUACGACGACAACGGGCAAGAAGACUCGAAACCGUCGGCAGUGA